AUGCCAACCAACGCUGCCGUGUACCUCGAGUCGCUGCUUCGCAACGUUGAGUGGGACGACUGGGUCGCUUGCUGGGGCCCUUCGUUCGGCUCUGCCUUUGGCAACGAUCUCUCAACGACGCGCCAAGGACAUAUAUUCCUCGCCUCAGUGAGCCAACCACGCAUCUCUGUCGCAGACGAAGUCGCCUACUGGCAGCGCUAUGGUCUCCAGUCGUACGAGCUGCAGUGGCAAAACUUCAAGAUUAUCGGCCUCGACAACACAUACAGAAUCGUCAAUGCGCUCGGUCUCACAUACCCGUUUACGCUCCAGCGCAGCCAGGGCCAGUAUCGGCUCGAGUUUCAGACCACAUACAAGCUCUACUGGUCGCUCGCCAACGACCUGGCCAACCUGCCAAACCAGACGAGUUUGCUGCGGUCGUCUCCCGUCUUUGCAUACGCCAACACAUCGUUGGAAGACGUCUACUUGGCGAACGCCACCUUUCUGACGGCGCCGCUGCCAGCAGGGUAUGCAGUCGUCCGUGCAGCGCUGGGUCCGUUUGGUGCGAUUGACGCCAAGUACGUCGAAGUGCCACCGGUCGUCCGCGCCGUUGCUCGGGACAUCAUGUCGGCUGUCGCGACGCACCGUGCGAGCGCCGUGAGCUUGCAGGCCGCCUACGCAAGACUGCCAGUAAGCUUUUUGGAUUUGCUCGUUCCGGCGCCUUGGUUAAAGCUUGGCUUCAACACCGUGGGAGGGUCGCUGCUCUGCUCCGACUUGAUGAUGGCGAGUUCGAGUCCGAUCUCGGCGGGCUUCUUACGUCUUUUCCUCUUUGAGAGCAAAUGCACGGGCGGCGUGAUCGCAUCGACGUUUACCUCGACGCUGGAUGGCUGGGUAUUUGCGGCGCUUCUAUCAAACACUAGCACCAUGGACGACCACUGUCUGCAAGUGCCGAAUGCAGUCGCCCAGUGCCAAGCCACGCUCACGGCCGUCACGCAAUGGACGUCGACGAUGGCGCCACUCCACAUACCGUCGCAGUCGGCGGCCAUGGACGCCCUUGUGGCGCUCAACAUCUCCCUCAUGCAGUACGGAACUCUCAACGAAUCAGUCCCCCUCGCGCUCUUCACGACGCCGCUUCUGGAUGAAAAUUUUAUCUUUUUCGGCUCGAUGUUUGUACUCGAGUGGCUCCGCGGCCAGCGGGAUGUCGUGACAUUUGCAGGCGACCACGGAUCGCUCACACUGCUCUCAGACCUCGUCGUCCGAACGGUCGAGCCGGUCGAAGCCGCCGAGCUCUCGUCGAUGUUUGCUCUAUACGCCCACGCCACCGUCCAGUACAUCACCUACGUCAUGGCGGGUCUCGCUGCCGUUGCAGGCGUUUACAUUGUCGUCAGCCGCGGCCGCGUCGAAGGGCUUAAUAUGCUCGAGCUCAGUCGCGUCGGCGGCAUCGUCUGGGUGGGCCGCCCGCUCUUGGUCGUACGGAGUUUCACUGCGCUCUGCCUCUUGUCGACGGCGACGUCACUGUCGCUACACUACCCAAGCCCGCACCUGGUGUCGUUUGCGACCGAGGCCUCGUCAGCGCUGACAACGUGCUUGGCCGCUAGCGAGGUCACGUGGCUCGUCGGUAUUCUCAACGACAUUUUUCUCGCGAUCACACGCGAGCACUCGAUUCGCUACGUCACCAUCAACAGUGUGCUCGUGUGGGCAGUCGCAGCGUGUCUUACAACCCUCCGACCCGUUCAGCACAAGGCGAAUAUGGCUUUCCGCUGCGUCCCCACGGCACUGGACCUCCAAGUCACGUGCUCGACCGGCACCAUCGCGAUCGGGUUUCUGGAUCGCGUCCUGCUCUUGAUCCUCAUCAUUGUCGUCUGCAACGGAGUCUGCUACGGCCUCGUGCGGAGCCUGUGGCCCGUGUCGGCGUCCGUCCGCCGCAGUGAGUCGCUUUUGCUCACGGCCGGCGCCAAGUUUCUCUUUUCACACGACGGGUGGCUGCUCGGCGACGUCUACUACAUGGAUCGCGCGUCGGCGCUGCUGAGCGGCCUCGUGACGGUCUCAUGGCGCGGCUCUCUACUGGUCUUUGACGUCAAAACGUGGCGGCUCCAGCCAAUGUAUACAAAGAAGCUGGCCGCCGAGCUCGUGCUUCCUCCUCGGCUCGCAUCGGCACUACCGCUUCCCGACACGCCGAUCGAGGACGUUGUAUGA
This is a messenger RNA of Saprolegnia parasitica CBS 223.65, 2172 nucleotides long. RefSeq lists its product as hypothetical. The record is from RefSeq and is a predicted model, not a curated record. NCBI's taxonomy places the organism in Eukaryota, Oomycota, Saprolegniomycetes, Saprolegniales, Saprolegniaceae. The transcript has a single exon. The coding region runs from base 1 to 2172 and encodes 723 amino acids.